Musca vetustissima is the source of this 501-nucleotide messenger RNA. RefSeq names its product putative gamma-glutamylcyclotransferase CG2811. NCBI's taxonomy places the organism in Eukaryota, Metazoa, Arthropoda, Insecta, Diptera, Muscidae. The transcript is spliced from 3 exons. Gene Ontology annotation, molecular function: gamma-glutamylaminecyclotransferase activity. Bases 1 to 501 code for a protein of 166 amino acids. The record is from RefSeq and is a predicted model, not a curated record.
AUGUCCAAAGUCAAUGAACUCUUCAAGGUAUUUGUCUACGGGACAUUGAAACGUGGAGAACCAAAUCAUGACUGGUUGACAAAGGCCGAAAAUGGAUAUGCUCGUUUUAUAGCCAACGGACAGACAGAUGAGAAAUUUCCACUUGUUGUGGGUACACGUUAUAAUAUACCAUUUCUAUUAGACAAACCUGGUGUGGGUCAUAAUAUUCAAGGUGAAAUCUAUGAAGUUGAUAAGUCAAUGUUUGGCAACUUAGAUAUACUGGAAGAUUAUCCCAACUAUUAUGAUCGUGAAAUACAAAAUAUAACAACAACGUCCGAUGGCGAUGAUAAGAAGGAGUCUGUCCCCUGUUGGAUUUAUUUGAUACGUAAAUUCCCCGCCAAGCUAUUGGAAAAGGAACAUUUAACCGCGUACCAUAAUACACCGGCUAAACCAUAUAGAGAAAGUUAUUUGGACAGCGACAAAGACGAUAUGUAUGAGGACGAAGAAGCUCCAAAGCUGUAA